Messenger RNA from Gastrolobium bilobum, 1678 nucleotides. Its product is annotated as chloroplast envelope membrane protein. The transcript is spliced from 7 exons. The record is from RefSeq and is a predicted model, not a curated record. Gene Ontology annotation, cellular component: membrane. The coding region runs from base 118 to 1437 and encodes 439 amino acids. Lineage: Eukaryota; Viridiplantae; Streptophyta; Magnoliopsida; Fabales; Fabaceae.
AGUGAGGCAGUAAGGCGCAAAUUGGAUAAUAUGGAUUGAAGAUGCGUAGUUUGGUGCAGAAUGUGCAUUCAAUUGGGUUUGGGUGUUUGAGAAGCUGAAAAAUGUGGGCAUAUAUUCAUGUUCUUGAUGAGCUCUUCAUUUGUGUUAUGCGAUAACUUAAUCUUGUAUAAUCAGAAACUGCUUUUGAACUCUUUCGUCCCGCAUGGUUCAUCCAAUUUUGUGAUUCAGUUGGGCAGCAAGUCGAGGAGGCUUAAUAAUAGGUUCAUUUCUAAAGCGGAAAAGCAUAAUAAUAGUGGCCAUUCAAGGAAAAACAGUUGGUGGCAGAAUUUUUUUUUCCAAGACGAUGGGAAUUGGCUUGGUUUGAAGGACGAUGAUAUGCUUGAGGGUGAGGGUGAGUCAGAGAGGUCGAGCACACAAGAGUUAUCUGAGGAUGAAAAGUUUGAGGCAUGGAAGCAGAGAGCUGAAGCAAUUAUAGAGUUAAGGGAAGCCCAAGAAGAUAGGAGGAACGAAGACCACAGAAAAUGGGAAGAUUGGCUUUUGGAUGGGACUGAUGUGGAGGAUAAUAGUUCUUCUUGGAGUCAAGACUGGGAGAAGGGUAUGAAGGAUUAUAGGGAAAAUGUGCGAGCUGAUUCCGCUGAUGUUGCCCCCGAAAAUGAAAAGGGGCUCGUAGAGUCUGUUAGGUAUUUGAUUUUUGGAGGGGAAGAUGAUGAUGACAUGCUUUAUGAAGACCGUGUUUUCCAGUAUGCAUCAUCGAAUUCGGCUAAAUUUUUGGCAGUGUUGAUUAUUAUACCUUGGGCAAUGGACUUUCUGGUUCAUGACUAUAUACUUAUGCCUUUUUUAGACAGAUAUGUGAAGACAGUACCACUUGCAGCACAAGUGCUUGAUGUGAGAAGAUAUCAAAAACUUAAAAUAAUCGAGGAAUUAAGAACUGAGAAAGGGCGAUUUGAGCUUGAGGUAGAGAUUGGUAAAUCUCCACCACUUUCUGAUGAUGAGAUUUGGUGGGAAUUAAGGCAUAAAGCAUUAGAGUUGAGAGAUGACUGGAGACUGGAGAAUCGAAGAGCUUUUGCCAACAUAUGGUCAGAUAUGGUUUACGGGAUCUCUUUAUUUAUUCUUUUAUACUUCAAUAAGAGUAAAGUAGCACUGCUCAAAUUUACUGGUUAUAAAAUAAUAAAUAAUAUUUCAGAUACUGGGAAGGCGUUUCUGAUUAUACUUAUCACAGAUAUCUUCCUAGGGUAUCAUUCUGAAUCUGGUUGGCAAACUUUGCUAGAGAUAAUUGUUGAGCACUAUGGGCUUGAAGCUGAUCAGUCUGCUAUAACUAUUUUUGUCUGCCUGGUCCCAGUUAUCAUUGAUGCAUGCGUGAAACUUUGGCUGUUUAAAUUCCUCCCACGAUUAUCGCCAAAGGUGACGAAUAUAUUCCAGGAAAUGAAACGUCACUAGUUGAAAAUUUAUGUCUGUGAAAGCCGUGUGCACUGGUUUUGUCAACUGACACAUUUUUCAGUCUUUCGCUCUAUAACCACGUAUUCUUGUACCCAUUUCUUUAUAUUGCAAUGUCCAGCAUUUUGUGUAAUAAUGACUGUUCAAUGAGUUCAGCUACCAGUUUAUGUUUCUCAUUUGCUAAGAAUGGUGACAAGUAUUAAUUCUCAAUAAAUUAUAACCGUUAGAUUGGUUAUAUUCACAA